Messenger RNA from Cutaneotrichosporon cavernicola, 1812 nucleotides. RefSeq lists its product as uncharacterized. Gene Ontology annotation, biological process: translational termination; translational initiation; ribosomal subunit export from nucleus. The coding region runs from base 1 to 1812 and encodes 603 amino acids. Lineage: Eukaryota; Fungi; Basidiomycota; Tremellomycetes; Trichosporonales; Trichosporonaceae. The transcript is spliced from 4 exons. Gene Ontology annotation, molecular function: ribosomal small subunit binding; iron ion binding; ATP hydrolysis activity. The record is from RefSeq and is a predicted model, not a curated record.
AUGUCUGACAGGCUCACGCGUGUUGCCAUCGUCUCGGACGACAAGUGCAAGCCCAAGAAAUGUCGCCAGGAGUGCAAGCGCUCGUGCCCCGUGGUCAAGAUGGGCAAGCUGUGUAUCGAGGUGACGCCCGCCGACAAGAAGGCCUUCAUCUCCGAGGAGCUGUGUAUCGGUUGCGGUAUCUGCGUCAAGAAGUGCCCAUUUGAGGCCAUCUCGAUUCUCAACCUCCCAACCAACUUGAGCACGCACGUCACCCACCGCUACGCCGCCAACGCGUUCAAGCUCCACCGUCUGCCUACGCCCCGCCCCGGUCAGGUCCUCGGUCUCGUCGGCACCAACGGUAUCGGCAAGUCGACGGCGCUCAAGGUGCUCUCGGGCAAGCUCAAGCCCAACCUCGGCCGUUACGAUGACCCUCCCGAGUGGACCGAGAUCAUCAAGUAUUUCCGUGGCUCGGACCUGCAGAACUUCUUCACCAAGGUGCUUGAGGAUGACAUCAAGGCCGUUACCAAGCCGCAGUAUGUCGACCAGAUCCCGCGCUCCAUCAAGGUCCCCAACAUGACCGUUGGCAAGAUGUUCGACAGGCAGUCGGAGAUGGACAACCGUAAUCAGCUUGAGGAGGACCUCGAGCUCAAGCACCUUCAGGCGCGUGAGGUGUCGCAGCUCUCGGGUGGAGAGCUCCAGCGUUUCGCAAUCGCCAUCGCUUCGGUUAGAAAGGCCGACGUGUACAUGUUCGACGAGCCUUCGUCGUACCUCGACAUUCGUCAGCGUCUCGCCGCCGCGCGUGUGAUCCGUGGCCUUGUCCAGCCCAAGAACUACAUCAUUGUCGUCGAGCACGACCUUUCCACCCUCGACUACCUCUCCGACUUUAUCUGCGUCUUCUACGGUGUCCCUGGUGUCUACGGUGUUGUUACCCUCCCUUACUCGGUGCGCGAGGGCAUCAACAUCUUCCUGGACGGUAUGAUUCCCACGGAGAACAUGCGCUUCCGUGAGGAGUCGCUCACGUUCCGCAUCGCCGAGACGGCUGACGAGAACUUGGCGCCCAACGUCCGCACUCUUACCUACCCCAACAUGACCAAGACGCUCGGCGACUUCAAGCUGCACGUCAAGUCGGGCCAGUUCUCUGACUCGGAGAUCAUUGUUCUCCUCGGCGAGAACGGUAUGGGCAAGACGACGCUCGUCCAGCUCCUCGGCGGCAAGCUCAAGCCCGACAACGAGGCUGACCAGGUCUCGCUCCGUGUCUCGAUGAAGCCCCAGACGAUUUCGCCCAAGUUCCCCGGCUCGGUGCGCAUGCUCCUGCUCAAGCGUAUCAAGGCCAUGUUCAUGCACCCCCAGUUCAACUCGGACGUCAUCAAGCCCAUGAACCUCGAGGGCAUCAUCGACCAGGACGUGCAGACGCUCUCGGGUGGUGAGCUGCAGCGUGUCGCCAUCUGUCUCGUGCUCGGUGUGCCCGCCGACGUGCUCCUUAUCGACGAGCCCUCUGCCUACCUCGACUCGGAGCAGCGUAUUCACGCGUCCAAGGUCAUCAAGAAGUUUGUCAUGUCAUCGAAGCGUACCGCCUUCAUUGUCGAGCACGACUUUAUCAUGGCCACCUACCUCGCCGACAAGGUCAUUGUCUUCGAGGGUUCGCCGGGUAAGGAGUCGUGGGCUGGCGAGCCCGAGGGUCUCCUCACCGGUAUGAACAAGUUCCUCAAGUCGCUCGACAUUACCUUCCGAAGGGACCCCACAAACUAUCGCCCGCGUAUUAACAAGAACCACUCGGUGCUCGACCACGAGCAGAAGUCGUCGGGCAACUACUUCUUCGUCGAGUCCGACUAA